CCAUGACAUGUCCCACACAACACAACAUAGAUCUCACAACAUGAAAGCAUGACAGAGUAAAAGGUUUUCUUUCCAGACAGCAACAAUGAAAAAAAAAGGAAAAAUUUAGAAUAAUGUCAUCAUGAUAGAUAGUAUUCUAUCAUUUUCUUUCUCUUCUUUUCGUGCCGCCCCACACUCUCUCUUUUUUCAAACCAACAAAGCUCACAUAUCCAAUGCCAUAACACAUACAUUCAGCUUCUUUUGUGAAUGUUUUGUCUCAUAAACCAAACAAAAAAAUAUACAUAGAAAAAAAAAACAGGGGAUUCCCACAUAUCCUUGAUUUCUGGGAUUGGAUUUAUCAUUGUUGUUCUGUGUCAUUCAUUUUGAUUCAUUGGUGUUGAGGUUUUAGCUAAGGGAAGAGUUAUCAAAGAGAAGGAGAUGGGAUCAGUGAUUGAAAUUGGAAUCAAAAUUAGGAAAUUUGUUUUCAUUUCAAUCAGAGGGGUUUACAGAUCAGCUUGCCAUCAUCCAUUUCUUUUGGGAUUUUUAGGUUUUUUGCUGUUUUUGUACAUAUAUUUUCCUUUUUUGUUUUCUGUUUUGGUUUCUGCAUCUCCUGUUUUAGUCUGCACUGCUCUUCUGCUUGGGACCCUUCUCAGUUUCGGACAGCCAAAUGUGCCUGAGUUUGAAAAGGAAGAGAGAGUUACUCAUGGUAUUUCAUCGUUUCAAACUGGAUUUUCGGAGGGUGAAACCAUUGUUUCUGAUAGAGAUGAGAGCUAUUUUGUGAGAGGAUAUUCGGAACAUAGAAGUGAUAUCGAAGAGAGUGGCGUUGAAGAAGCGAGUUUGGUGGCUGUUAAAGAUGAUAGGAGUGAGGAUGAUCAUGGUUUGCUUUAUGACUCUGCGCUGGAUGAUGUUAACUUGCAGGAUAUUCAGCAUGAGAACGAAGUAAAAGGGGAUGUAGAAAGGGAAUUACAUAGUUUUGACUUAGGAAAGGGCAAGGAAGUUCAUGACGGGAACCUCACAUCCGAAGUUGUUUCAAGUGACGACGAAGCUAUUGAGAAACAGUAUGUCAUGGUUCAAAAAGAAGAUGAUGAUGAUAUUUUUGAAAUUGAGAAUGGGAAAGCUCGGGGAGGCGGGUUUGAUUCAUUUAAGGAAGGUGAUGCAGAUUGUUCGCCUAGUUCAUCUUGGAAACGGGUGGACAACAACACUGAUGAAGACGACUCUGAGGAUUCAGGGUCUGAUAGGGCAGAGAGUUCUUCACCGGAUGCUUCCAUGGCUGAUAUCAUGCCGAUGCUUGAUGAGCUCCACCCACUUUUAGAUGUAGAUGCCCCACAGCCUGCUCAUUUGUCCCAUGAUGGUUCUGAUGCUGCAUCCGAGAAAUCUCAGAAAAGCGACAACGAUGAUGACGAUGAUGACAAUAGUGUCGAAUCAGAUGAAGAUAUUGAAAAUCAUGGUGAAGCGGAAGAAGAUGGUGUUGAUGAAGAGGAAGAAGCAAUGGAGGGUGGCCAAGAGGAUGAAAGUAAAUCUGCUAUCAAGUGGACAGAGGAUGACCAAAAGAAUCUUAUGGAUCUGGGAACUUUGGAGCUUGAAAGGAACCGGCGAUUGGAGAGUCUUAUAGCUAGGAGAAUGGCAAGGAGAUUGAUGACUGAAAAGAAUCUAAUAGACUUAGAUACUGCCGAUGUUCCCUCUAAUGUUGCGCCUAUUUUUGUUAGACGAAACCCUUUUGAUUUCCCUGAUGAAUCUUAUGCUGGCAUGGGAUUACCACCCAUUCCUGGUUCCGCUCCAUCUAUUCUACAGCCUAGACGAAACCCUUUCGACAUUCCGUACGACCCAAAUGAAGAAAAACCUGAUCUUAAAAGGGACAGUUUUCAACAAGAGUUCACACAGUUUAAUCAAAAAGAUGCAUUUUUUCGGAGGCAUGAAAGUUUUAGCAUGGGACCAUCAGUAUUGGGAAUAUCUAAGCAAGAGAGGCAUGAUAUUAAUUGGAAGCCUGUGUUUGUAUCCGAAAGGAUGGUUUCGGAGGGAACAAGCUAUUUCCAGAGGCAAUCUAGUGAAGUAAGUGAUUCAAAGUUGAGCGAAGUAAGUGAUUCAAAAUUGAGUUCUGUUCCAGAUACUGAGUCAGCAAGUUCAGGUGAUCAAGAUGAGAGGAAAUUAAGUGAACGGGACUUGUCUCCAGAGACUGAAUUAACAUCUAAUUUGGAUGGCGUUUCUGUUGAGGUUGGUCAUGGAAGUGGAUCCUCGGAAGAAAAUGAAUCUGUGGAGAUGAUACAGGGUGAGGAGAGCAAUGUUUACCGUGAUGAAGAUGAAAUAGUGCUCGGUGGAGUGGAAGAUCCUUCUGAGAUGGAAUUUUAUCCUGCAACAGGAGAGCUUGAAAUCGACGAGCAAUUCAAUGAUGAGGUAACAGAUUUGACAAGAGAACCAAGUGUUGAUGUGAGCAGCAGUAGAUCAAGCCAGUCCUACCGAUCAGAAGUGAUUGACGACAUACCUGAUGAGGAAUCAGAAAAAACUGCAAAUUUGCAGCAUGAAGAUGGUCACUUCCCAGAAUCGAGAACUUCAACCCAAACUUCAGUGGAGGAAUCGAUAAUUUCAACCCGAACUUCAGUCGAGGAAUCAAACUUCCAGCAUAUAAGUGGUGAGGUGGAAGAGACCCCACUGGUACCAGUUUAUGACUGUAGCCCACCCUCAGCAGAACAGCUUAUAUCUUUUUCUUCCGUGUCUUCGGAUUCAGCAACAGAGUUUUCUGAGACAGCAUUGCAUCCUGUCUCAGUCGAUACUACUGCUGAUGUGGCUGAUAAAGAGUACGAGCCGAAGGACAGACUGGAGGAUAAUUCUUCUAAUCAUGAGAAAAUUCAAGCAGCCUCUUCCGAACUGCAUGUGGAAGUCAAAAAUGAAAUGAGGUCCGAGAAAUCUGAAGAUAUAGAUGAUACUGCAGAGGAGUUAUCUGCAGUUAUGCCAAGUUUUGUUGAUCAAAAUGGACCUACAAUGACUGAGUUUUCUGUGGAUUCGAACUUUUCUCUGGAUAUUGGAUCAGAAAAGGGUGUAACUGAUUCAGGUUUGUUUCAUGAACAGGAUAUAGACAACCACAUAUCUGCAGAUUCUGAAAUGCUUCAUCAAGACAAUGUAGAGUCUCCAGAUUCAAACUAUCAACUGGCUUCUGAUAAGUUACAUCUAUUGGAUAAUGAGUCUGUGGAAGAUGCACUGCCCAAUGCAGUAUCUAGACUAGAUAAUGAAGAUAUGUCUGUUUCAGUACAAGAUGAAGAUGAAAUGCCGGAUUCCGUGGCUUCUGAUUCCCACCAUAUACCUUCUAAUGGUUCAUCUGUGCAUGCAGCAGGGGAUUCACAGUUCUUACCAGUAGAAACAGAACAUUUAGAGAAAAAUUGGUCAAAUGAAGAACGCAUAUUUCCGAUCGAACAGGAUAAAGUCUUGUUGUCAAGUUCCAGGGAGCAAGGUAACACCAUUAUCCACCAAGAUCUGGAUAAGAAUAUGGUUUCUUUCACUUCUGAUAACCAACAAGAAGUUGAUGUCAAGUCUCCCUCCGACUUGGAGAAUCAUCUGUCACGCUCUGAUAAAUUGGUAGAUGCACAAUUUUCGAGUGAUCACCAUGAAAGUCAUAAUCCUGAUAACAUUAUGGUAGAACCUUCACAGGAUGCCGGCACUUCCAAUGAUGGAGUUGGAGAAUUGCAUGAACAUGACUCCGUAUUUGAAACUCCUAUUAUGAUCUCUUCUGUGACUUCUGAAAAUUCUGACACCCCUGAAUUCCGUUCACCCACUGGUGAAGUGGAUUUGGAAGUUUAUAAGCAUCACGGGGAAGUUGCUAAUGAAGACCAAAAUGAAGCACAACAAAACUUAGUUCCUUCAGCAGAGGGCUACAUGUCUCCAAAUAAUGAAGAAAAUUUCAACGAAUUUGAUUAUAUGAAGGAUAUUGACGAGGAAUUCUUGUCAGAAUUGGACACAGUUGGGGAUUUUAGAGUCGGUGAUGCUGGUGUAUCGCAUCAUACUGACUACGUCCAUGAAGAAACUAGAGAUGCUCAACUUAGUUCACUGCCCGAGGAUGUAAAAAUAGCAGAGGUUGAGCAGGACAAUGACAUACCAGUUCUUGAAGUAAGAUCACUUGAAGAUAUUGACAUAGCUUUUAAGCAACUUCAAGAAGGAGUUGAUAUUAAUGAUGUCAUCCUUCCGAGUACAAUUAAGGAUCAGCUUGUUAGUGAUGAAUCUAGAGAUCACGUAGAAGUUAAUUCAGACCUUCAAGUCAUUGAAGCCAGAUCCCUAGAAGAUAUUGAUGUUGCUUUAGAGAAAAUAUCUGAAGAUAAUCAAGGCGAGCUGCCAGAAAAAAGAGAUGCAGAAGAUGCUUCAGUCAAACUGGAAGCAAAUGAAGAUGGCUCAGCGAAGUUGAAUGAAUCAUUUGAUGUAUCAACCAGUGCUGAAGAAACGAGCAGAACUCCAGUUGAUAAAUUGGAUAAUGUAUCCAUUAGCGGCUCUAGUAAUAAGGAAAAAUCUCACAGUAGGAAAUCUAGUUCUAGUUCCAGUUCCAGUUCGAGCUCUAGCGAUUCUGAUUGAUGCCGAGAGAAGUCAUUUUGAGCGAGAGCUGAAAGAGUUUUUUCUUAUUUAUGUUGUUUUGCGUAUUUUUCUUUGGAAAUGGGAGUUUGAGUUUCUUUCUAGCCUCAGAAGUACCAUGGGGUCUUGGCUAAUGGUAGUCAGGUCAGGUUUCUAUAAUUUUGAUGGAUUGGUUUCUUCAAGAAUGAGUUUUGGUUUUAUUUCUUGAAGCUUGCAGUUUUUUGGUUAAAUUUUACCCUUCAGUGUGAGCAAUUUGGUAUAUAUAUAGGGUGAGAGCUUAUUUCCAACAGUGUUGCCUCUUGUGUAAUCCAAAAGAAAUUGGAUUUUUUGUACAUUAUAAAUUUGAUUAUAGAAAUGGUGAUUGAAUUUGUUUCUAUGUAUACAUCAA
Medicago truncatula (barrel medic) is the source of this 4915-nucleotide messenger RNA. RefSeq names its product serine-rich adhesin for platelets. NCBI's taxonomy places the organism in Eukaryota, Viridiplantae, Streptophyta, Magnoliopsida, Fabales, Fabaceae. The transcript is spliced from 4 exons. The coding region runs from base 418 to 4530 and encodes 1370 amino acids. The record is from RefSeq and is a predicted model, not a curated record.